Molecule: messenger RNA, 1350 nt
Organism: Daucus carota subsp. sativus
Lineage: Eukaryota; Viridiplantae; Streptophyta; Magnoliopsida; Apiales; Apiaceae
Product: replication protein A 70 kDa DNA-binding subunit B
Exons: 9
Coding region: 1-1350 (449 amino acids)
Source: RefSeq, a predicted model, not a curated record
AUGAAAAGGUUUCAGGAUGAUCAUAUUUUGGCCAUAGUGCGCAACAAUCAAAGAGAUGCAUUCCUCCCGAUGUUAAAAGAAAACGAGGUUUAUAGCAUAUCGAACCUAAAACUGGUGCCCGGGCCAAAGCUGUACAGAAGCGUUGAUAGGGACCUCUCAGUCAAUUUCUUCUACAAAACUAAAAUUGAAGAGCAUCAGGACACUGGCUCCAUACCUCGCUACAAGUUUGAAUUGCAACCUUUUCACAGGGUCAAAGACUUGGUCGGGGACACUAAAUGUUUAAUAGAUGUCAUCGGCAUGGUUAUGAGCUAUGGGCAACUGGAAAAAAGGUCGAAUGAUGCACAAAAGAUGGAUGUGGUCCUCAUGGAUACAAGGCUUAAACGCGGGCUAAUUGACAUUAUCCUUGCUGAUUGCCAUGCCGCUGCUUUACAGCUUUCAUGCAAACAAAAUGCAAAACGAAGAGAAGAUGUUAGUAACCUUAUGGGAAGACAAAGCGCUCCAGUUCAUGUCCUCCAUCCGAGAGGUCCAAGAGAAGGCAACCUUUGUUGCGAUUACUGGGCUACUGGCAAAAAAGUUUUCAGCUACACAUCAGGUGCUUCUUUCAAGUUAUUUCAUUUCAAUAUACCGUUUACUGCUAACAUUGCAGAUAGAGCCACACUGUCAAGCACUGAUGCAACAAGAUCAUACUUCAAUAUUGAUUACGAACCUCUGAAUGCUCUCAACGAGAAGCUGUCUGCAUCAAUCGCGGGGGGACAUAACUCCUUACAGGCUCCUACAGCAAGACAGUUUGUCACAGCCAAUGAGAAUCAGCCAAAAGAGCUUCAGAUAAAGUCAAUCUUGGAGGCUAAGAUUCCAGUGGGGAACAAUGUACUGCACUGUCUUUGUAAAGGAACAAUAAUUGACGUCCUCAAUGGAAAUGGGUGGUACUAUAUAUGUUGCCCAAAAUGCGCAAGGGCUGUUCGUGAAUUGGAGGGGAAAUUUUAUUGUGCGGCCUGCACCGAAGAACCCUACCCAGUAACACAACGUUACAGAGUUGUCAUCCGUAUCGAGGACGGCACAGGUUCAACAACUUUAACAUUGUUCAACAAAGAGGCUGAACAAAUUAUCGGUGCUCCACUAAACACAUUGCUGAAAGAGAUAGAGAAGGAGAAGCUGGCAGAGAUUCCUCCUGCGCUGAAGAACUUAAUCGGCAAAAAAUGUGCAUUCCAGAUAAAGAUCACUCCAUACAACAUAGAAAAAGGCUGCGAGGAGUAUACAGUCACCCGUGUCUCGGAGCUUUCACUGCCUCCUAUCACCAAUGACGCGGCGGACUCUUCUGAGGGCUCGAACAAGAAACAAAGGACCACUUGA